AUGAGGAUGUCCUUCCCGGAAGGAUUGACUAGUCCUGAGAUGGAAAUUGCAGAGGGAGGAGUGAUUCUGGAUAAUAGAACACGAUUUGCAGACCUCAGAGCAAUGCUGGAUAACAGUAAAGAUAGUUUGAAAGUUGAUGCUAUGAAGAGAAUUAUCAAUCUUAUUGCUAAAGGAAAGGAUGUAAGUGAACUAUUCCCUGCUGUAGUCAAGAAUGUAGCUGCAAAGAACGUAGAGCUUAAAAAGUUGGUAUAUGUUUACUUGGUUCGAUAUGCAGAAGAACAGCAGGAUCUGGCUCUUCUAUCCAUAUCAACAUUUCAGAAAGCUCUGAAGGAUCAUAAUCAGUUGAUUCGGGCCAGUGCAUUACGUGUUCUGUCUUCAAUCAGAGUAGGCAUGAUUUCACCUAUCAUGUUGUUGGCCAUCAAAGACUGCGUGCGUGAUAUGAGUCCUUACGUUCGAAAGGUUGCCGCGCAUGCUAUUCCAAAGUUAUACUCCCUGGAUCCUGAUCUCGAAGAUGAAUUAAUUGAUUGUAUUGAUUUUUUACUUGCCGAUCGCAGAAGCUUAGUAUUAGGAAGCGCUGUUUAUGCUUUCGAAGAGAUAUGUCCUUUAAGAUUAGAUUUAAUUCAUAAACAUUAUCGGGCUUUGUGCAGGGUUUUGCCUGAUGUCGACGAAUGGGGACAGGUUAUAAUGAUUGGAUUGCUCACUAGAUAUGCUCGUUCUCAAUUAGCUGAUCCUGAUAAAACGGAAACCACUGAUCCGGACAUCACUCUUCUUCUCAGUUCUGCUCGUCCAUUAUUGCAGUCGAGAAAUUGUAGCGUAGUUAUGGCAGUCACUCAACUGUUUUAUCACGUUGCACCGAAAUCUCAAAUUUCUCAGGUUGCUCGUGCUCUUGUUCGUCUUCUGCGAGGUCCUCGUGAGAUCCAAUACGUAGUACUUCUGAAUAUGGCAACAAUCUGUGAAAGGAACCCGGUACAACCUGGCACUUUCGCCAUAUCAAAAAGUUUGUUUGAUCCGUUCCUCAAAUCGUUCUUCGUACGUUCAUCGGACCCCUCUUUCGUUCGUGAACUCAAACUUCAUGUUCUCACGAGCUUGGUUUCUGAGUCAAACGUUCACGUCAUUCUCAGAGAGCUACAGACGUAUGUAACAGUAAGUGAUCUUGCUGGCCCUGCCGUUGAGGCUAUUGGCCGCUGUGCAGUUCAAGUUGGGGCUGUAAGCGAGCAGUGCAUGUCAGGAUUGGUACAGCUUAUUGCAUCUCCCAACGAAAACGUCGUGUGUUGUGCAGUUGUAGUUUUGAAAAGAUUAUUACAUGCUGAUGCUCCCCUCCCUCUACUUACUCGCCUUGUCCGAUUGAUUAAUACUAUUCAAGCUCCAGCCGCCAGGGCUUGUGUAGUAUGGUUAGUAGCUACACACGUGGAAAAGCUGGGACACAUGGCUCCAGAUCUUCUCCGAAUUUUAGCUAAGAACUAUUCAAAUGAGCACGAAGUUGUCAAGCUAGAAGCUCUGAAGUUGGCCGUGAAACUUUGGAUGGUGAAUAGAGAAGAGUGUGAAAAGUUGGUUCAGUAUGUACUUCAACUUGCUCGCUUUGAUCUGAGUUAUGACGUUCGUGACAGGUGUCGUUUCCUGAGAAAUCUAUUGUUCAACACUACUGUCUUAUCCGAACAUGCGGAAGAAAUGUUUAUGUACAAGAAACCUGCACCUGCUCCUCAGAGUAGUUUCAAGGAGAGGGAUCAGUUCCAACUUGGCUCGUUAUCUCAUGUGCUCAAUCAGAAAUGUAUAAAGUAUAAGGACUUGGCACCUUUCUCUGAAGUAUCAUCAGAUCCAGCUUUACGACGAGAUCCUAAUGCUCCUGAAGAAGCUAUGAAUUGGGGUGAAGAGGACGAUGACGAAGAAGAUGACGACGAGGAUGAAGAAGAAGAUGAAGACGAAGAUGAGGAAGAAGACGAAGAUGAAGAAGAAAGUGAAGAAGAAGACGAUGACGACGAAGAGGAAGAAGAGGAUGAUGAUGAUAACGAAAACGACCAGGAGGAUGAGGAUGAGGAAGAAGAAGAUAGUGGGGACGAUGCAGAAAGUGCAGUUUCAGAAGAGAAGGAGUCUCCCAAAGGGACAAAGAAAAAAACGGCUUCACCCAAAGUAGAGAAUCUAUUGGACUUCUCUGAGCCGGCAAACUAA
Molecule: messenger RNA, 2166 nt
Organism: Auanema sp. JU1783
Lineage: Eukaryota; Metazoa; Nematoda; Chromadorea; Rhabditida; Rhabditidae
Source: the annotation of a GenBank genome assembly